AUGCCGACUUUCGGACUCUGCUUUCUCUCUGGCGCCGUUGCGGCCAGCCUGAGAACAACCGCCGGUGUUCGACACGCGCCACCAAGCGUGCACACGCUGAGUCGCCAGCAGGUCUGCAGCGGGGCCCUCGCGGCGCUGGCGUUGCUGCCGUCGCAUGGCUUGGCUGCGGAAGAGCCUGGAAAUGCGGCGUUGGUGACGGACCGUGUGGCGCUCGUCUUCACGGAGCAGCUCUCCGCCGAGGAGCGGCGCGAGUACGCGAUGACUCUCGGCCUCUACGGCGGCAAGGCCCCACGCGCAGUGGAGCGCUUCAAGGCACUCGCCACAGGCACGUUGAGCGCGCCGUGCGAGGACCAGAUGGAGGCGUCCGAGGCGGAGGCGCUGGCGCGCAGCGCGCUGACGAAGCGCUCCGUCUACCGGCAGUGCCUCGCCGCCGAGGCGGAGCCAGUCUCGUACGGUGGCGGCUCGCUCGUCUGGCGCAUCACCGGCCGCCGUAUCGACGCAGGGCAGGCGCGCGGGGCCGAGCCUGCCCGAGACUAG
This is a messenger RNA of Emiliania huxleyi CCMP1516, 537 nucleotides long. RefSeq lists its product as hypothetical. Bases 1 to 537 code for a protein of 178 amino acids. The transcript has 2 exons. The record is from RefSeq and is a predicted model, not a curated record. NCBI's taxonomy places the organism in Eukaryota, Haptophyta, Isochrysidales, Noelaerhabdaceae.